Molecule: messenger RNA, 2910 nt
Organism: Tetrahymena thermophila SB210
Lineage: Eukaryota; Ciliophora; Oligohymenophorea; Hymenostomatida; Tetrahymenidae
Exons: 4
Biological process (GO): activation of GTPase activity; nucleocytoplasmic transport
Cellular component (GO): nucleus; cytosol; perinuclear region of cytoplasm
Molecular function (GO): small GTPase binding; GTPase activator activity
Source: RefSeq, a predicted model, not a curated record
AUGGCGAGUAGUAACGUAAGUUAAUAUAACACGGUUAAAACAUAAACGGGAUUUAGACUUUAAAGUGCUCAAAAUUAUAAGAAAGAAUUUUCAAGGCUAAAUGAUUCUUUUAAUGAAUUAAAAGAUAAAAUAUAAGAUGCUUAGGGAACAAAAUUUACAUUUUAUAGAUUAAAUAAAUAAAAGAAUGAAUAAAAGUAGCAGAGGUGUAACAUAUAAAUGAGCAGAGAAUGUGGUACUGUUUCAAAAAGAAACUAAUCAGCUAAUUAUUAUGACCCAUCAUCAAUAAGUAAAACCGGAGAAGACAUACAGGUAUCAAGAAAUGAAAUUUUUAUUAAAGACUUGAGCGAAAGUGGAUAAAGAAGUAAGCGAAUAACAUCCUUAAAUAGAGGAGGGAUGUAGUCAUCAAUAGCGGGCAAUAAAUCAGGAGAUUGUUAAUAUUGCUGUGGUUAGGUUAUUCAGUCUAAAUCAGGUCUGCCUAUAAAGAGUUUUAAUACAUUUCUCAAUGCAAAAAAGCAAAUUAAUGAUAAUAAUAGUGCUGUCUUCACUCAAAAAGGUUGUACAUGUAAUAAUAAUGAUAAGUAGAGGUCAAUAAUUUCUCCCUACAAUCCUUAACUAGACGAUUCAAUAAACAUGGGUUACAACAGUUAGAAUAUUUCGAUGAAUUUAAUGAACAAUGGAAAUUUUACUAAUAGCAGUUUGAAUAAUAUGAAAGUUAAAGUGAGCUCCAAAGCAGUUGUUAAUUCGCUAUUGAGCAUAUCUGCUAAGGCAAGGUCACUUAGCAUGAAUAACAACUAUGCUAAUAACGCUGGAUCAAAUUAACGAGUGUAAAAAACUAAUCCAACAACAACUGGAUGGAAUAUCCAUAUAGAUAAUCAUGACAAAACUUUGCUGAGUGCUUUAGAUCCAGAUGAAAUAGAAAAAAUUAAAAAUUCUGCAGAGUUGAUACACACCUUAUCUAUUGACACAAUUUUAGAUUUAUAUACUGCAAAAUGCCAAGAUAAUUAGAUUGAAUACAUUCCUGAAUAGGCUAUGAAUUUCAUAAUUAAAUUUAAAAAGACUUCUAAAAAGAGAUAGCUCAAAUUGUAAGAUUUAUCAUUAGGAUCUAAAUCUGCUUACUUAAUAUCAGAAAUUUUAAAAGAAAGUGAUCAUUUUUGUAGAUUAUAUUUAGAUAAAAACUAAGUAGGAAAUUAAGGUGCCUACUUUUUAAGCGAAAUGCUAUAAGUCAAUUCUUCUCUAAUACAUUUAGAUGUGAGUGGAAAUAACAUAGGUCCUGAAGGAUUUGAGGUACUUUUUAGGAGCUUAAUUUAUAAUUGUACACUAAUAUCUUUAGAUGUAGCAAGCAAAGACGGGUUAAAUCGCAACAGGAUAGGAUAAAUAGGAGCUGAUUAAUUAGAGAAAUUACUGAGAUUUAACUCAUCUAUAUAAUUUUUAAAUUUAUGUGGUACUUCCAUUAAUAAUGAUUAAUUAAAGCUAAUUAUGAAAGGACUAAACGAUGGGAAGUCACUUACUAUGAUCGAUAUCUCUUAAAAUGAUUUAGAUUCUAAUGCAGCUGAAAUAAUAGUCUCUAAUAUACAAAAUUCAAAUAUUACAGAAUUAUACAUGUCUAGUAAUUAAAUUGGAGACGUAGGGCUUAGCUAUUUCUAAGAUGUAGGCUUACAUUCUAAAUUAUAUCCUUUAGAAACCCUUGAUUUAUCUCAAAAUAAAAUUACUACAAGAGGAUUAGCAGGAUUCUUUUAAUCUAUGCACAAAAACUAAAAUUUACACAAACUUAUAUUAAAUGAUAACAAUUUUUAAGGUAUUUAAAUGAAUAAAAUUGCUGAAUUUCUUCAUGAAAAUACAGGAAUUCAGCAUUUAUCAUUUGAGAGGUGUGAAAUUUAGCCAGAGGGAGUUAGCAGUAUUGCAUAUGGAUUAGAAAAAAAUAAAAAUUUAACCUAUUUAAAUUUGAAAGAGAAUAAAGUAAGAAACUAAGGAGCUAAGAGCUUGGCAGAAGCUUUAAGUCAUAAAUCGCACUUAUAAGUAUUGGAUUUGAGCUUAUGUAAAAUAGAAGAUGAAGGAGGAAUGGCAUUAGCAGCAGCUCUGACAAAGUCAUCAUUGUAUUCUCUAAACUUGAGAGAGAACAGUUUGCAUGAUUGCGUUGGUGCACUCAUAUGCAGUAGCUUAGAGAAAAAUACAUAUAUUAGGAAGAUUAAUGUAGAAAGAAACCCAAUUAAUUACUCAUACUAAGAAAAAAUAAAAAAAUCAUUAUAAUAUAAUUAAAGUCUUUUUGAGUCUAAAAAAAUCCCUAUGUUCACAGAUAUCUUAAAUAAUAUGAAGGGAAAGCAAAAAGAAAAUGAGGACUUAGAUGAAUAAUAAGUAAUGAAAGGAUAGUAAUAUGAUUUUCUUUAAUCAUAAGUUGAUAAUUUAAAAUAAAAACUAUAAAAACUCCUUCAUGAGGAGGAAGCUAAGAUGAUUCAGGUAGAAGCAAUCAAAAAAGAAGUUUAGGCAGAGUUUGAUUAAUAUGAAAAAGCUAUUUUGAACCAAAAGAAAGAAUAAAAUUAAUGGCAUUAAUAAUAUUAAGAAAAUGUUGAAGAUGUAGAAAGAAAAAUAAAAUAAUAAAAUUCAGAUAAAACAAAGAUUUUACAAGAAAUAGCUGCUCGUAAAUAGUAUAUUGAAAAAAAGAAAGAAGAGCUCCUCACUUAAAAAUUAAACUAGCAAUCAAAGUUAAGAGAGGCUGAAACUCAAACUAAACAAAUAGCAGUAAUUACCUCACAAAUAUAAGCAAAAAUAGAUGAUAAAAAAUAGUAAAUUCUAUAAAAAUAAUAAGAAAUAUAAGCAUUAGAAUAAUUGGAAUAAUUAGAAUAGGAGCAACCCAAAGAAAAACGUUCUUAACAAGGAUUAAGAGAAAUAAGCACAAAAAAAAAUAAAAAAUGA